AUGUCUUCUCCAACCGAUGAUAAUGACGACGAUAGUUUUUUCGAGGCUUUGACAAAGGCAGAAUUCGGAUUGGUGCCUGUCCUACAACCUACACAGCAAACUACUUCUAUUGCACCUAUCGAAGGUGUUUCAUUGAACGCCUCGCAAAGCAUUAAGAACGAUAUCUAUCGAGCAGAUGGUGAGAUCAAGAUCUUGAGAGCUCAAUUGGACGAAGUACGCAGUAAAAAGGAUAUCGAGAUUGCCCGCUUACGGGAACAAGUUGACUCACUAAAACAUGAUCAUAGUAAUCUAGUGGCUGGAUUGAGGGGGAUGGUGGAUAAACUUGAAGACGAGAAGAAGUUUUUGAAUAACGAAUUGAAAUCUUUGUUUCUGACGUCCAAAAGACGUAAAGUGGUCGACACUCAAGGUAACGAUAAUGUUUAUUCAUCAAAGCCCAUUGGUGGCGAAAGUCUGAUGAUUGUUGGGUCCAUGGCCUCACCAGCAUCAUUAUCAUCAUCAUCUCCAUCGUCUUCUGCAGCCACGACGUUUUCAGGAGCUAUGUUUUCUCUCAAAAGACAUAAGAAGUCUAAUGACCAAACAUGGCUCUUUAUCGAUGAGAUUACUGCUAGUUCGAUUAAUGGAUGUCAAAGGACUAAUUUAGAACUUUUGCUGAAGAUUUACAUUGAAUCUUCAUUCAUAUCUGAAAUCGAUACGUUUGAAGUGACUCCCAAAAGUCCUUUAUCGAGUACUAUUAUCAAAUAUUUGAUGAACAAUAAAGAGAUUCGUUUGGACGUUUUAGUGGAAGAUUUUUGUCAUAACUUGAUGAAGUUAAUAUCCCAUUUGAUUGCCAACCAUAACCACACAGCUUCUCUUCCAUUUCUUCUUUCGUUAGUUCAUACUUGUAUUGGGUUUCGACCCAAUGCUGUCAGUUCAGAGCUUAUUCUAUGGUUAACAGAAAGGCUAAUAGCUACUCUUGUGGGCCAAAUGAAUUUACUUGAAGAAGGAGAAGAUAUCCAAAUAGGGUACUUUGAUAUUCCUGAUCAGCAACUAAUGUUUAAGAAACUAUAUAUAAUCUGUGCCAUGGAUACAAUGGAAAAGUUAACGGUAUUGGCUAGUUCCAAAAACUUUAGUAUAUGGCAUUUAAUACCCACAGAUUUGUUUAGGCAAUGCUUGCCUGACAAUACCAAUACCUUUGUUGGUGUUGCUCAAAUUAAUUUGGUCUACAAUGUGGUAGUAAUGUUGCAAUCUUCAGCAGGACCAGAUUCUUUUGCUUAUCAGUCGUCAUCGACCAAGAAUGACCAGAGCUCAACUGAACCCAUUACAACAGAAGCUGGAGUUUCGUCUAAAGAAGUCAUUAAUUCAUUAUUAAAGACUUUUCUAAUGGAUAUUGGAAUUAAACAAGAGUUUGCUUUUUAUGGUUUGAAUAGACUCUUGGGGAACAACUGUGAUCUUUCAUAUAUUGAACAAGCCAUCCCCACUACCACCAACAUUUUAGGUCAAAGCAUGGUUGCUAAUCCUGACCCGAUUAGAAGAGAGAAAUGGCAAGUGACCCCCUUAAUGAAAUUAAAACAUGAGGAGCAUUUGUUAAAUCUUCGACUCCUGAUAUCAAAUUUACUAGAGUAUUAUGUUACUGUUAACCCUGCCAUGUUCAUGAAUGGGUUGAAUUACGAAGAGGUUAUCAAGGCAAUUAUAAGAGUGAUGGGAUACGAACAGAAUAAUAUUAUGACAUGUCCUCGAGAUCGAUACAUUCAUUUGAGAUUGAAGAUCAUUGCAUCUUUGAUAGUGAUAUUAUAUCAUAUGGUUUUCCAUAAGCGGUCCAAUGAUAUAAUUUAUCCUGAAACAAUGUAUGAGAUCUUUGUUGUAUUAACAAGGAUUUCAUUUAGUAAUGAAUCUUUAAUGGUAAAAGCCACUGAAUUUCUUGAACGAGUUAGGAAAUUACUGGUGACCAUUCCCAUAUUCAAUCAAUGGUGUGAACAACAUGCACGAGAAUUGAACCAUAUUGAUGUUUCCUCACCAAUUGCCAUGAAGAAAAGUACCACAACGUUAAAUAUAAAUGGAGAUGCUAAAAAGACUGCCUCCGUGGAAAGUGAGUAUGCCAAUGGAAUUGAGUUCCCUUACGAAACUGAGACGGUUGAAUUGGCAAGAGAUGUACUCAAUAGUUUUGUUGAUACAGUUGAAGCGGAUAAUUUGUACUAUAAUAUGAAUUGUGAGGAAGAAGGACGAGAUAUUCCAAUGGAUAUAGAUGAACUCGUUCAAGAAACAUACUAG
Messenger RNA from Lizanozyma spartinae, 2247 nucleotides. RefSeq lists its product as uncharacterized. Lineage: Eukaryota; Fungi; Ascomycota; Pichiomycetes; Serinales; Debaryomycetaceae. Gene Ontology annotation, biological process: DNA damage checkpoint signaling. The transcript has a single exon. The record is from RefSeq and is a predicted model, not a curated record. The coding region runs from base 1 to 2247 and encodes 748 amino acids.